Molecule: messenger RNA, 2478 nt
Organism: Plasmodium gallinaceum
Lineage: Eukaryota; Apicomplexa; Aconoidasida; Haemosporida; Plasmodiidae
Product: conserved Plasmodium protein, unknown function
Exons: 1
Coding region: 1-2478 (825 amino acids)
Source: RefSeq, a predicted model, not a curated record
AUGAAUUCAAAAGAAAUUCCAAAAAAAAAAAACUUAAAUAAUUCUUAUAACUUAAAAAAUAUAGUUGAUAACAUUAAAACUAAUAGAAAAAUAAAUAAUUAUUCUUUAAAAGUAGUUAAAAACAACUAUAUUGAUGAAAUGGAUCUAGAAAAAGAAAAUAAUUGUAUAAUUGAUAGAAAUAAAGUAGAUCAAGUAAGCAAAUAUAUAUAUACAAAAUUUCCUAAAUUUGAGACACAUAAAAAAAUAAAAUUGUACAAUAUUAAAAUAUCAGAACUUAUUUUAGAAAAUAAGAAAUUAAAAAAGUAUAAUAAUAAUUUAGAAAAAAGAAUUUUAGAGGAAAAUACUGUCUUUGAAGAAAAUUUUAAAAAUUAUGAAAUAUCUAUAUCUAAUGCAUUACGUUUAGGAUAUUCUUCUUUAUUUUUAUCUAAUGUAUUAAAUAAAAUUAUCUAUAGGGAUAAACAAUUUGUUUUAAGAGAAUUAAUGAGAAUAAGAGAUGAAUUUAAAAACAAUUUAUUAAAAUCAUAUAUUCAUAAAUAUUCUGCAGACAAACUAUUAAUUAACAGUAUGGUUAUAAAGAUAGAUUUAAUAUAUGAAAAAAAUGUAAAAUCAGUAACUCUCUUAUUAGUUAGCAUUAUAAAAAAUAAAUUAAGACAUUUUUUAAAAUUUUUUUUGAAUAAUAUUUUAUUCAUAAAAAAAGAAAAAGGAAAACUUCCAGGAGGAAUAGAAAGUGAUGAAUUUUUUUUUAGUCUUUCCUUUUUAAAUCAUGUUGAAAAAGUAGAGAGUUUAUUAGGUUUAGUUAAAUUAAUUCAUACAUUGAAAACUCGCAUAUAUAUAAUAUUACAAUAUUGUUUUUCUAAAUUAGUAAGUAAUAAUGAUGAAAAUUUCAAUAAAAAAAAAAGAACUAAUAGAAAUAAAAAAAAAAAAAUUGAUAAUUCAAGUUAUAUAAAUGGAAUUGAUGAUGUAAAAAAUGUAAAAAUUGAUGAUAUGAAAAAUGUAAAAAUUGAUGAUAUAAAAAAUGUAAAAAUUGAUGAUAUGAAAAAUGUAAAAAUUGAUGAUAUGAAAAAUGUAAAUAUUGAUGAUAUGAAAAAUGUAAAAAUUGAUGAUAUGAAAAAUGUAAAUAUUGAUGAUAUGAAAAAUGAUUACAAUGAUAAAUACACAAUAGAGGAAAAUGAUUUAGUUAAUAACAUAGAUAAUUAUAAUAAAAAUACAAAAAAAAAUAGUAUUGAUAACUAUAUUGAAACAUACAAUGAACUUUCAAGUAAAGAAAAUUGUAUUUUAUUAGAUAAAAAAAAUAUUAUAAAUAAUUUAGAUAAUUAUGAUUCUAACAUGGAGGAUGAUAACUCAAGUAAAAACAGUUAUAUUCCGCAUCCAAAUGAAGUUUAUAAUUAUUUAUAUUAUGGAGAAUUAUUAAAAUUAAAAAAAAACAAAUCUCAAAAUUAUUUUUACAAUCAUAUUGAUGAUAGUGAAUGUUUUAAUUCUUUCCAAUUUGAUAGUGAAACAUCAUUUUCAUGUUAUGAUUUAAAAGAAGAAAUUACUAUCAAAAAGUUUUCAUCAACUCAAAAUGUGGAAAAUUAUCUUAAAUUUGUUUGGAGCAAAUUAAAAAAUUAUAACAAUCAUAUUAAAGAAUAUUCGAAAAAAAUAAAAAAUGAUAAUAUAGAUGUUUUUUUCAAUGAGCCAACAGAUUUUUCAAAAUCAUCAAAAGAAUAUUCAAUAAAUAAAAAAUGUGAUCAAUAUGAUAAAUCUAUUUAUUUAUUUUUAUUAAAUGAAAAAAGAAAAAUUCUAGAAUUGUUAGAACAACAUGGUGCAUUUCAAAUUUGUGAAAAAAAUUUUAUUAAAAAAAAUAAAAAAGAAUAUGCAAAUUUAUAUAAAAGAAAAAAAUUGGAAAUUGAUAAUUGUAAACAGAAACAGCUAGAAUUCUUAAAAAUAACAAAUGAAAGAAUGAUUAAUGAAAGAAUGAUAAAUGAAAAAAUAAAUAAAAAACGAAUAAAUAAAAUUAAUAUGAAAUGUAAAAAAGAACCAAGUAUAUCAUUAAAUCAAUCAUAUAAAAAAAACAAAAUUCAACUAGUAACAGGAUCAGACAAAAAAAAUAACAGUGAAAUGAUUGAGGAAAAUUGUGGAUUAAAAAAUGUCGAUAAUUGUGAUUUAGAAGUCGAGAGUUUUGUGAAAGAAAAUAAGAAAAAAAAAAUAUCACUUCACAUGAUAAAAAGUGAAUUGAAAGAUAUUAUUUCUCAAAUUUAUGAUAACAAUAACGAUAACAUAGAAAAGAAAAAUUUCUUUGAUAAAAAAAUUGAAGAUAUAAAAAAUAAAGUGAGUAAUAUAAAAGAAAAAAGUUUUUUAUGUGUAGUAGGUGAAGGACCUCCAACAAGUAUGAAUUUAAGUUUUAAUAACGAAUCUCAAUAUAUGAAUAAAAGUAAAGAAGAAAAUGUAGACAAUUUAAAAAAAUCAGAAAGUAAAAUAUUGUUAACUCUUAAAAAGUAA